AUGGCUAUUCUCAGUGCCAAAUUGAUAUUGGUUGCAUCUGGGGCACUUUCUUAUGUCUUGGUUCAACAUGCCCCCGAAUCUCUGCCUCCGCCUCUGAGAACCAGCUAUAUCGGAGUGUUUGCUUCGCUAUGUCUCGUUCAAUUUGUAGCAUUGUUCACAUAUGCCAUGUUUCUGAAACCAUUCUGGCUCAGUCCUUUAACCAAGCUGCCACAGCCAAAGGGGGGAGGGCUUCUGAAUGGCCAUUUCAAGACAAUCUAUUCCUCUGGAGCCGGAGAAACUGAAAAGAAAUGGUUCAACGAAAUACCAAACGACGGCCUCAUUUAUUAUCGCGGAUUGUUAAAUAAUGCUAAUGUCAUUGUCACCUCACCUGAAACCCUCCAAGAGGUCUUGACGAGAACGUACGAAUUUCCCAAGCCCGUGGGAAUUAUAUACUUGGUUGGUCGAGUACUAGGUAUUGGCCUAGUGCUGUCCGAAGGCGACGUUCACAAGCAGCAACGAAGGACUUUCCUGCCAGCAUUUGCUCCCAGACACGUUCGCGACAUGUAUCCCAUAUUUUGGUCCAAGGCUUGCCAGGCAGUAACAAAUCUAACUUACAUCGGCAAUGGAGAACAGCUGGAAUUUGAAGUCGGUCAUUGGGCCUCCCGAACUGCAAUCGAUAUCAUCACCAUGGCCAUGAUGGGCAAAGAUUUCGGUGCCAUUGCCGACGCUAAUGCCCCUCUCUUUAAGGUUUAUCGGGCUUUGCUUGAGCCCACUCGAGCCUUUCUCGUUCUGGCGAUGAUGAAGGCCUUCUUCCCAGCGCCCCUCGUCGACCGUCUUCCUGUGAAGUGGAACAGGUGGAUGGACGAGGCAGUGGAGACCAUCCGUGGUACUUGCCGCGGCAUGCUGCGCGAGAAGAAGCAAAAAUUAGCAGAAAAGUCCCUUCUUGAGAAGGACUUUCUCAGCAUAGCUGUUCAGUACGAGGAUAUCGCCCAAGUAUCCGAAGAUGGUGUUAUCGACCAGUUGACCAACGCCCUCGGCGCCGGACACGAGACCAUCUCCGUCGCCAUUACAUGGGUUGUUUACAUGCUCUGUGUUCAUCCUGAAUGGCAAACACGAUUACGAGAGGAGGUUCGAACAAACUUCCCUAGUCCUACUGAACUAGCGGAGACCGGACGGGAGGCCACGGCUUCGGAUGUCGACAACAUGCCCUUCCUGCAAGCUUUCAUCAACGAAACUCUCCGUCGCUUCCCCCCGGUCCCUGUGACUGCGCGUUGGGCUACCAAUGAUUCCAUUAUCGCCGGCCAAUUAAUUCCCAGUGGUACACGCAUAGCUAUCCCUAUCAAAGCUGUGAAUUGGGACAAACGUCUCUGGGGCCCUGAUGCUCACGAGUUCAAACCCGAGCGGUGGCUGGGCCCGGAUGGCAGGCUAUCAGGGACCGGCGGUGCAAACUCCAAAUACUCUAACUUAACUUUUUUGCAGGGAACGCGUGCUUGCGUCGCUCAAGUUCUUGUCAAGGCGGAAAUGGCCUGCGUUGUCGGCUCUUGGGUUGGACGCUUUGACCUUAGUCUCGUGGAUGAGACCCUUCUAGACGAAGCAAACAUGAAAAUUUCGGGGGGCAGUCUGUCUGGAAAACCUCUUCACGGUUUGCAUGUCAAAGCACGGGUGUUGGAAGGGUGGUAG
Molecule: messenger RNA, 1659 nt
Organism: Pseudogymnoascus verrucosus
Lineage: Eukaryota; Fungi; Ascomycota; Leotiomycetes; Thelebolales; Thelebolaceae
Exons: 3
Coding region: 1-1659 (552 amino acids)
Molecular function (GO): iron ion binding; monooxygenase activity; heme binding
Source: RefSeq, a predicted model, not a curated record